Cottoperca gobio is the source of this 879-nucleotide messenger RNA. RefSeq names its product beta-crystallin B3-like. NCBI's taxonomy places the organism in Eukaryota, Metazoa, Chordata, Actinopteri, Perciformes, Bovichtidae. The transcript has 6 exons. The record is from RefSeq and is a predicted model, not a curated record. Gene Ontology annotation, biological process: visual perception; lens development in camera-type eye. Gene Ontology annotation, molecular function: structural constituent of eye lens. The coding region runs from base 41 to 844 and encodes 267 amino acids.
ACUUCACUGUGGACACAGUCGGUGUUAUAAAUCCAAUGCAAUGGAGUUAGAUGGUGCUGCAUCAAGUGGAGACCAAGUGGAGGAGCAGUGGAUCAGGAGGAUGUCGGAGCAGCAGAAUGCCCCGGAGCAGCUUGCUGCUGGGAAGAGCCAGGGUGGAGCUGGAGCCACAUAUAAGGUGUCGCUGUUUGAGUUUGAGAACUUCCAGGGCUGCAAGGCAGAGUUUUCUGCCGAGUGUAAAGAUGUGACAGAGAAGGGACUGGAGAAGGUCGGAUCUGUCAUCGUCGAGUCCGGGCCCUGGGCGGGUUAUGAUCGGCAUGACUUCACAGGGGAGCAGUUUAUUCUGGAGAAGGGCGAGUAUCCACGCUGGGACACCUGGACCAACAGUCAGAACAGCUACUCCCUCUUCUCUCUAAGGCCACUCAAAGUGGACAGUGCUGAACACAAGCUACACCUGUAUGAGAAUCCUGGAUUUACCGGUAGAAAGAUGGAGAUUGAUGAUGAUGAUGUUCCCAGUUUGUGGGGCCACGGUUUUCAGGAUCGUGUGGCAAGUGUGAAGGCGCUUAACGGAACAUGGGUGGGCUACAUGUACCCAGGCUACAGGGGGCGCCAGUUCAUCUUCGAGAGAGGAGAUUUCAAGCACUGGAACGACUGGGAGGCCCCCGCUCCUCAGAUCCAGUCUGUCCGACGUGUGCGGGACAUGCAGUGGCACAAGAGGGGCUGCUUCACUGUCCCCGACCCAGCUCCGGCCCCCGGCCCCGGCCCUAGCCCCGGCCCCGGCCCCAGCCCCGACCCCGACCCUACCCCAGCACCUCCUGCACCUCCUGCCACAGCUGGAGCCAGCUGAGCAGGACCCCCCACCCCCAUGCUGCCAACAGUGCC